Molecule: messenger RNA, 930 nt
Organism: Dicrocoelium dendriticum
Lineage: Eukaryota; Metazoa; Platyhelminthes; Trematoda; Plagiorchiida; Dicrocoeliidae
Source: the annotation of a GenBank genome assembly
UUAAUUCCUUCGCAAUUCGCGGAUAUAUAUUUAUGAGUAUGGACAUGCGAGCUCUCUCAAAGUGUGUAGCCUUUCUAGCCGCGUUAGUGCAGGUGUACCCAGCGACCAAAGCAAUCUUCCUGCGUCAACACGUGGGACUGUCGGCCUUUCCCUUCGAAAUUUUGAUGCCUAUUGACGUGGUUCUCUCGGUGCUUUUCGCACUGGUUUUGUGUGUAACUGCCUUUAUCAUAUGGUUCUAUAAGCAAACUAAAAGGAAUAUAAUACUAAUCUUAGGCAUAUGCGGCUCUGGGAAAACGACGCUGUUUACCCGAUUGGUUUACGGUGAUGCGAAGUCUUGCUACACUUCACUAAAAGAAAAUCGGGGUACCUUUGAGACUAGAAAAGAAAAGCUAUUUAUUAUAGACAUUCCAGGUCAUGAGAAACUUCGAUACGAAUGCCUGAACAAAUACAAGAGGGAGACUCGCGCCUGCUUGUUUGUAAUCGAUUCACAGAACAUCCAAGUCGAACUGAAGGAUGUUGCUGAAUUCUUAUACGACAUAUGUACAGAUGCCGACCUGACUUCGAGGAAGUCUAAAAUUCUGAUUGCCUGCAACAAACAGGACAUCGCGUCUGCAAAGGGCUCUGUUGUUAUCAGAAGCCUGCUCGAGAGGGAGCUGAGUACGGUCGCAGUAACUCGCUCCGGUGCACUGCAGGGUUUGGAGGGUAACGCGAAAAAUGUUCGAACUCCUUUUACAAGUUCCGGAUCCACCUUCACAUUUGCUUCGUGCCGCGUCCCAGUACAAUUUGUGGAGUGUUCCGCGAAAAACGACGUGCAAUCAAUAAACCAGUGGAUACAAGACAUUUGAUUAUGUAAAUGUAGCAAAUUGUUCUUUUGGUCAUGUAUUUUGAUUCAAUCUUCAAUUGCCACAUAAACCAUCGAGUAGAGCUUGA